Silurus meridionalis is the source of this 3751-nucleotide messenger RNA. RefSeq names its product interleukin-31 receptor subunit alpha. Gene Ontology annotation, cellular component: signaling receptor complex; external side of plasma membrane. The transcript has 15 exons. Gene Ontology annotation, molecular function: cytokine binding; cytokine receptor activity. Bases 366 to 3101 code for a protein of 911 amino acids. The record is from RefSeq and is a predicted model, not a curated record. Gene Ontology annotation, biological process: cytokine-mediated signaling pathway. NCBI's taxonomy places the organism in Eukaryota, Metazoa, Chordata, Actinopteri, Siluriformes, Siluridae.
UCCCUAUUUACUUCUGCAGCACUCACUUUUUAGCGCGUGAACAGAGUGCCGCUCCAUAUGAUGUCAUGUUUUGAUAUGCUAAUGAGAGCUACGUAAUUAACACGCAUGCCAGGCGUGUGUGAUAGAGCGUGUGAGCAGGCGUUAAACGUUUCGGAGAAUAUUGUUAUACUGGAUGAGAAGCAGAAGCGUGGGGAUUCUGGCUGAUCUCCGAGCAACACGAGGAUUUCAGCUCCACCUGCCCCCUAACCUGUGGCGUGUCCGGGAAGAUUACAUGGUUUCAGAUUUUGGAAGCACAAAAGGAGGAAGAAGAAGAGGAGGAGGAGGAGGAGGAGAGAGAGACACACAGAUAGACACCCAGAGGUGGAAUGGAGGUGAAGAAGCACACCUGUGAGACACUUUUUUCCUGGAUAUACAGAAUCUCCAUGCUUUUGUUUACAGUCUCCUCUUCUGAGCCUAAAAUUACAGGAUGUGAACUCCUGGAGCAUGAAAACCUCACCUGCUACUGGACUGCACACAGUUCGGGAAACACCAGUUACAUGAUGCGGGUUAACACGACCAAUUGUGUGCAGCAUAUCUCUACGGCUUCUUGUAACACCACAUACACGCAGUGCUUUGUGAAAAUCGGAUCAGUGUCUCAUUGCUUCUGUGUGGACGUGCUUGUGUUCACUUCCUCCAUAUCCACCAGAUAUCCACCUUACUGCUUCAACGGGAUUAAUGAAGUUAAACUGUACCCACCGCAAAUCACAACGCUUGCCACGCUGCCAGGAAAUGCCAGUUGUCUGAAGUUGGAGUGGAAAGAGCCACGAUCUGAAUAUGUGCCAUCCGAGAAAAAACAUCGUGUCCUACAGAUAGAGUACCACACUCCACAGCAGGCCAACUUUCCUAAAGUGAACACAGUCCUUCAUGACUGGCAGAUGGACUUGUGUGGCUUAUAUCCAGGAACGAAGCACUUUGUAAGGGUUCGCGCUCAGGACUUGAGAGCAGCGAAUCACUGGAGUUCCUGGAGUGGUUUUGCAGAGGCCACCACAGCAGAGGCUGCCCCAGUGGCCACUCCAGAGCUUUGGAGACAUAUCCAGCCAGGAGACAGGAGCAGACAGAGACGUAUCACCUUGCUCUGGAAGCCUCUCCUGUGGCCACACACUAAUGGCAUGAUCGUGCGCUAUGCCGCAGCUUGCUGGAAUGAGCCGGACUCAUCCUACUGGGACUGCGGACAUCUGGAAUCUUACAGCACUUUUUGCGUCCUUUCUGUCUCCACUCACGCAUGUAACUGCAACUUGACUGCUUUUAACUCAGCUGGAAAGUCACCAUCAGCUCACAUAUACAUACCUGGAGACAGGGAUGCAGAGCUUCAACCCCCUGAAAGCAUCAGUGUCAAUUCUUUGGAUGACUUCCAGUUGAAAGUGGAAUGGACAGCAACAGUGAGACAAUCAGAUUCCAGCUUUGUGGUUGAGUGGUUUCCAAUACCAAACAACACAGUGGCUGGUUUGCACUGGAAAAUCCUAAACAGCACUGAAAAAAGCUUCAUAAUUACAGAAGGAGUGUAUCCCAAGAUCCCAUAUAAUGUUUCUGUUCGGAUUCUUCAAAAGAACACUGCUGGAGCUGCAAGGUUUGCCAUUGCCUUCACCAGACAAGGAGCGCCCUCUGCUGGUCCAAAGCUGGACGUGCUACAAACCUCAAGUAAUGAUGUGACUCUGAAUUGGAAGCCUGUUGCUCUGGAGAAACUGUGUGGAUUUAUUCAAAACUACACUGUCAUAUAUAAAUACAACGGUAAAAUAAAAGCUCAAGUGCUUAGUGGUGACGUCGAGCAGUUCUCUAUGAAAGGUCUGUCUCCUGGACAGUAUAGCAUGUGUGUGAAGGCCCAUACACUGGCAGGAAGCGCUGAGAGUCUAUGGGUCAAUGUGACUGUAGGUAGUUUUCACGUACCAGUGAUGGCUAUAGUGUUGUGUGCUAUUGGGAGUUUGUUGGCUUUAGUCAUUUUGCUCAGCCAGGCUGAAAGGAUUCAGCAGUGUCUCUGCCCAAUUGUCCCUAACCCAUCUAAGAGCAGCCUGUCCACCUGGCAUCCUUUAUGUCCACAUCAGCACAAGCUACCUAUUGUGGACUUCAAACCAUCUUCCUCUCUCUUUGAGCCUCUCUGCAUAGGAGGUGGAAUAACAGCUCAGCCUAGUCUUCACCACCAUGAGGACCAGAAGUUUAAGGCUUUCAGCGUGCAAACAAGUAAACAAGUUCAUAAACAAGUUUUACGAGUUACUGAGCAAACAUUGAGUGAACCAAAAGUUGAAGAACUCACCAGUGGUCUAACCACCGACCUCAGCUAUCAGAAUGCUGUUGUGGAAACUCUACAGUACUGUCACCAAUUAUCUUCUAGUUGUCCAGAAGUUCCUGACCUUGGGACACCUCCGACAGAUUCCGUUUUAAAUAACAGCAACAUUGUACCAAGCUUAGAGUUCACGUAUGAAAGAUUAGCAUCCUGUUCUGAAACCUAUGUCUCCUCUGAUGGUCGAGGACUCUCCAAGUCCUGUCUCAGAGCGAACACACCAGACCCGGACAAUUUAUUCAAUAGAACGAGUGCUGUAUCCAAAUUAAAGGCCUAUUGCUACACCCAUGUAUCUACCAGUUAUCUCCCAGAUGCUGAUCCCUAUAUUGACUUUAGAACAGUGGCGGAAAAUUCCAACAAUCUUAUCCAAAAAAGUAGCCUUUUUUCAACACAGGAGUCAAGUUGUUACAGCCAUGUUUCAGCAAGUUAUCUUCCUGUCCCUGAGCCAUCCCUGUCUUACACCGAUUUUGUGACCAUGAACAAGGCUGAUUUUCUCAAUCAAAGUAGUCAUAUUCCCCAAAAGAGGACUCACGGUUACAUUCACGUUUCUACCAGUUAUCUACCACUUUCCUUGACUCAUUCUGAAGCAAAUGUCACUGACAGUAUUCAUGAAAACCAUUCAGGAUUAAAGUCCUGCAUCUACAACCAUGUACAGAUUAGCUAUCAAAAAUCCUGUCCAGAUUUUGAAAUAGAGGAUGUUUAUAGAUCUUUGAGUCCUGAAGAAUGUUCUCAUUCUUUGCAGUUUUCCAUACAGAAACAACAAGGUGGUAAUGGUGUCACAGCAUGAAUGUAAAAGAAACACAAUAUACAAACAUAGAUUUACAUGUGUCAUGGUUUGCAAGAUGUUGCAUGAUGGUGUAUGAAGCAACUGAUUAGUGUGUAGCAGGGGACAUUUGACAUGAAGCAGUGUAUAUGUGUGUAGGUCACAACCAGAAAUCACACCUCAUUUUGGUUAUUUUCUAACGCACAAAGUUGAGAAUCUAGUCCUGGUUUGCUAGUAGGGCUUUUUCAAGGUUAUGCUGCCUUUAGGUGCUUAUCAGAAAAUGUGAACAAAUGCAAUUAUGAAACUCUGAAAUGUUUUUUCCCCCACAUGUAUCCUUGUCUACCUCAGUGUAACUUUUUCAAAUGUACUUGUUACGUUAAUAUCUCCUGAACUAAUUUUUUUUACGACUUCAAAUCUUUUUUUUCCUAAAUUUUAACAUUUAUUGUCCCUCCAAGUUGCUGUAUGUCAUCGCUUCUAUUGGAGAGAAUAUCAACAGUUUUUACCUCACUACAGAACAGAACAUAGCAUAUCAAUUUUGUCGUUUACAGUUUUUAGGCUGAAGGAGGAAAAGGAGAGGAGGAAGACGUCUACAGAGACAGCAAGGAAAGGAGAGUGGAGGUUAGAGUUGGUACUUAAAAUGUUGGUACUAUGACUGGUUAGCUAAUAUGAUUGAG